UCGUUUGAAGUUCUACCACGCUCUCUUCAGAGUCGCACGCUGCGUGCCCCCAACCCGCCAUCGAUUGUUGCUCGAAACCACAGGCCGCAAUGGCUCGCAUAAUACUCCCGCUCGUUGUUCUUGCCGCCCUGGCACCAUAUGUCAGCGCUGGCGUCGAGUUCACCAAACCAAAGGCGGGCGCAAAGCUCACGGCAGGCACCGCAAUCGAGGUCGAAUGGAAGGAGGGUGGGGACGGGGCGAAGCUCACGAACCUGUUGACUUAUGAGCUGUUCUUGGUCGCAGGAGGAAACGACGCCGCUGGCCAGAUACAAUUUCCAAUCACGACGAAGGGCUCUUUUGGCGUGGGCAGUACAGCUACAGGAAUGAUUGGAGUGGCCGUGGGAGAGUCCAAACCGGACAAUGCAUACUUCCUCAAGAUGAUCGCGGUCGGGAAAACCGGAGGCCAACUAAUCACCUACUCAGACCGCUUCUCCUACUCGGGCAUGACCGGCACCUUCCCCGCACCCGUAAAAGCUGCUCUCAAAGACAUCUCCGGUACAGCUGGCCCCAAGGCCGUAGAUACCGUUGUCGAUCCUGCAAAGGGAGCAAAACCUGGCGCUGCUGAUCCUGCGGCCGGCGACUUCGACGUCGAGUAUACGAUGCAGACCGGCCUAACGAGGUAUGCGCCGAUGCAGCCUGUGCCGCCGACCAAGGUUACGGCCAAGAAUGUAAAGCCACUGUUUCCGACGAGUAGUGUGUCGAUUGCGACGACGUUUUUGCCGAUUCCGAGCAUCGUGAUAACGGUUACCCAAAGUCAGACAUACUCGGUCAGCAGCAUGGCGAACACGGUUGCCGCCGCUCCACACCCAACAGACGAUAUGCAAAAGUUCCUCAAUCGAUGGAAGGACUAGAUGCUCAUCUGUUUUCAUACCAUUUUCUACAUGAUGCUAGCGCGUUAGGACUACAUCGCUAAGCAAUGACACGGUGGGGGCGUUUGGGUUCGAGGAGUUUUCUGGCGUUGUAUGUGACAGGCUAUGGAUUGGAAGCAUAGACACAAAAUUAUGUAGUAUCAAGAUCCUAGCCAAAACAUGGCUCAUAUUGACAGUUGAUGUAGAAAUGAGAUUUGC
Messenger RNA from Cucurbitaria berberidis CBS 394.84, 1106 nucleotides. Its product is annotated as beta-1,6-glucan boisynthesis protein-like protein. NCBI's taxonomy places the organism in Eukaryota, Fungi, Ascomycota, Dothideomycetes, Pleosporales, Cucurbitariaceae. The coding region runs from base 90 to 890 and encodes 266 amino acids. Gene Ontology annotation, biological process: cell wall biogenesis; (1->6)-beta-D-glucan biosynthetic process; fungal-type cell wall organization. Gene Ontology annotation, cellular component: extracellular region. The record is from RefSeq and is a predicted model, not a curated record. The transcript has 4 exons.